This is a messenger RNA of Aspergillus wentii DTO 134E9, 1458 nucleotides long. RefSeq lists its product as uncharacterized. Gene Ontology annotation, biological process: transmembrane transport. The record is from RefSeq and is a predicted model, not a curated record. Gene Ontology annotation, molecular function: transmembrane transporter activity. The coding region runs from base 1 to 1458 and encodes 485 amino acids. NCBI's taxonomy places the organism in Eukaryota, Fungi, Ascomycota, Eurotiomycetes, Eurotiales, Aspergillaceae. The transcript has 4 exons. Gene Ontology annotation, cellular component: membrane.
AUGGAAGAAAAAGAAUCCAUCCCAACUAAAUACGACGACGCAUUGGACUAUCUCCAAACCCACAGCCAGGAUGUAGACAGCAUCGAUCUGCCGGCUCUUCGCCGAAAGGUCGACUACCGUAUCAUCCCAUUCAUGUUUGGGUGCUUCUUCCUGCAGUCGCUGGAUAAGAUGCUGCUCAAUUACGCCGGCGUAAUGGGCCUCAAAACCGACCUCAACCUCACCGGCAAUGACUUUUCCAACACGGCGACUUGGCUGAACAUUGCCUGUCUCAUUGCUGAGAUUCCAAACGUCUACUUUCUGCAGAAAGCACCCCCAGCCAAAUGGCUCGGCCUCAACAUCCUCCUCUGGGGCACCGUCGUCGCCGCCUCAGCAGCAACAACAAGCUACACCACCCUGCUGACCGCACGCAUCUUCCUCGGCUUCUUCGAAGCAACCCUCGGUCCGUCGCUCAUGCUCCUCAGCAGCCAGUACUACACGCGCGACGAACAAUCCCUCCGCUUCACAUUCUGGUAUCUGGGUUUAGGUCUAGCGCAGAUCAUCGGCGGCGUCAUCUCAUUCGGGUUUCAGUAUGUGCGGCAUGCGUCCAUGGCGGGGUGGAGAUUGAUGUUUCUCGUGCUGGGGGUUGUCACGGCCGCUGUUGGGGGGUUGAUUGUGUUGUUUAUGCCGGAUACGCCGAUGAAGGCGAGUUGGUUGGCGGAGGGGGAGAAGGUUGCGUUGCUGAAACAUGUGAGUGUUAAUCAGACGGGAGUGAGGAAUUCGAAUGUCGGGUUUUGUUGGAGGCAGAUAUGGGAGGCCGUGCUGGAUGUGCAGAUUUGGUUGUGGUUGUUGAUUGCCACGCUGAGCACAAUAACCAGCGGCGUCGUAGCAACCUACUCGACCACCCUCAUCGCCAACUUCGGCUUCUCCCCUCCCCACGCCGCCCUCCUCAACACCCCCUCCGGCCUGGUCAGUAUGAUCUUCACCCUCCUCGUCGGCACCGGCAUCCGCCGCACCGCCCACCGCUGGCUGUACAUCAUCGCCACCUCCCUCCCCGCCAUAACCGGGGGCUGUCUCCUCGCCUUUCUCUCCGAGUCCAACAAACCCGGCAUGCUGAUCGUCGUGUACCUCGUCAACUCCGCCGUGGCCGUCUACCCGAUCAUCCUGCAGUGGGCGGCGGCGAACUGUGCCGGCGCGACGAAACGCGCGUUCACGGGACCGCUCGUCGCAGCGGGCUUCUCGGCGGGACAGAUUAUCGGGCCGCAGACUUUUCAGGCGAGGGAUGCGCCGGGGUAUAAGCCGGCGAAGGUGGUGGUUGUGGGUGUUAAUGCUAGUGUGGCGGUUGUGGCGGGUGUUUUGGUGGGUUAUUAUGUUUGGGAGAAUCGAAGAAGGGAUAAGGUGAAGGAUGAGGUUGAUGAGGUGGAUGCGAGAUGGGCGGGUUUGACGGAUAAGGAGAAUCGGGCGUUUCGAUAUGUUUAUUGA